Saccostrea echinata is the source of this 872-nucleotide messenger RNA. RefSeq names its product putative 2'-deoxynucleoside 5'-phosphate N-hydrolase 1. Gene Ontology annotation, biological process: deoxyribonucleoside monophosphate catabolic process. Gene Ontology annotation, molecular function: 5-hydroxymethyl-dUMP N-hydrolase activity. The record is from RefSeq and is a predicted model, not a curated record. NCBI's taxonomy places the organism in Eukaryota, Metazoa, Mollusca, Bivalvia, Ostreida, Ostreidae. Gene Ontology annotation, cellular component: nucleus. The coding region runs from base 94 to 522 and encodes 142 amino acids. The transcript is spliced from 5 exons.
AUUGUUUGAGACAAAACAUCUAGAUGUGGGAAAUGUAGCCAGAAAUCUCAGUUGAUAGAGGAAUCAGGGCCCCAGUUAGAAUUCUGGUCUGAUAUGUCUGGAAAACACACAAUUUACUUUGCUGGCAGCAUAAGGGGAGGUCGACAGGAUGCAGAAUUGUACCUUCGAAUUGUGUCCCAGUUGAAAUCCUAUGGCACUGUGCUAACUGAGCAUGUAGCAAGCCCAACAGUUGAGACUGAUGAGGAUAGCACUGGUUUGACAGAUGUACAGAUACAUAACAGAGAUAUGGACUGGUUAAAUCAAUGUGAUGUAGUGGUCGCAGAGGUGACACAGCCCUCUUUGGGAGUAGGGUACGAGAUAGGCAGAGCUUUUGCCCUAAACAAAACCAUUAUUUGUCUUUUCCGGUCUGAUUCAGGAAAGAAAUUAUCAGCAAUGAUAUCUGGAGCAGUGGGAAAGAAUUUCCAUGUUUACAACUAUAAAGAAGAACAAGUGCCUGAAAUUCUUGCUAAACACCUCAAGUGAACUAAGGGACUUUGUCCAUAUAGUUUUAGAAGAUUUUUAACCAGUAUUCUAUUAAGACUUCCUCAAACAGAAAUGAAAUAUUGUGGAAAAAACUAUGUUAUACACAUAUAUUAAUUGGUGCUUAUUUCUCUAUAGAUAGUGUGUUUUUAUAUGAUUUAAUACAUUCUUGUGAUUUUAAAUUGAAAAUGUAAUUUUGGUGUCCAUUAUGUGACAGAUACUCAGUAGUUGUCUGGGAGAGCUCACACAUUGACUGUUCCACAGAUGAUCAGAUAUUCUUGUAGAAUUGUUAUGUGUCUGUUGACACAGAUGAAUAAAUGUUAAUUGACACAGAUGAAUAAAUGUUAAUUGAA